GCAAAGAUAUAAGGGUCAGCUGCGCGGAAGUGAAAAGUUAAAGUCCAGAGACUGAGCUCGUUCGGAGGCUUCCUCCUCGUUUCUCCUCGUUUCUCCUCAUUUCUCCUCAUUUCUCCUCAUUCCUCCUCAUUUCUCCUCCGCUCCUCAGCACCUGACACAAACCAACAUGGCGAACGGCCAGGUAGAAAUCCACGACCCCUUCAUCAACCAGCAGGACGUCACGCGCGAUGAAGACGAGGAUGCUGCGUCUUCCUCAGACACCGAGGACAUGGAGGACACGCCGGAGUUCCGCCUCCUCAUGGCCUACGCCAGGAGGAGGCGAGGGAACAGGGAGUCACCUGGACAGAAUGGGAAUGGAACCCCCCAACCUUCGAAGCUCAUGAUCUGUCUUGACACGAGGGAUGACGAGAAGCCGAAGAAGAAGAAGAAAGGAUGGAAACGACUUUUGAGAUGCAUCCAACCUCAGACACGGGAUGAGGAACCGCAACAGGCUUCUAAUCCGCGUGACGAGGGCUUGGACAGAUGUAUUUUUAGGGAAUGUGAACCUGUAGAAAACAAGGAUUUCGACAAAGCUGCCGAGUGUCUGACGAAGAUCGCAGACGAUAUCCCCUUCGUGCCUUCAGUCAUAGAGACGGACUCGUCAGACGACAACGUGGAGCGGAUGAUUGGUCUCCUGCUGAGGGAGAAGGGAGACGAGCUGAACGAGAGGGAGCUGAAGGAUCUCUCGUUAGACAAAGACUUCUUCUGGAGCUACGACUUCUUCAAGGUGAUCAUGACGACCCUCUUCAGCCGGAUGGGCUUCAGGACCUCGGACCCCGACUCCCCGGGGCCUCAGGCGUCGCCCAAAGCCAACAUGGCCUUGGCCUUAGAGGCCACCCAUCGCCUGGCAGCGCUGGAGACGCUGCCCAGUAAACGGAUAAACAACUACGGAGCCAAAUACGUGAAGGAGAAUCACUCGUCCUGGGCUCAAGAGCAAGGAGGAUACGAGGAAGCGUUCGAGCACGACGACGACGACGAGGAGGAUUAGUGGAAACCUGCCAUGAUGGACCUCCAGGGGGCGCUAACCCCUACGGUUCACUCAGUUAAUCCUUAACCCUGUUUUUAAAAUGUUCUCAGGGAACAAAACAAGACCUUAAACAACUUAUAACUUCAAUUUAGUCAUUUGUCUUUUCUCUUGGGCCAAACUUUUACAAAUCUCACCGGUACUUUGGGCCAAAGAAGAGAGAAUGUUUGUACUGUACCGCUCUUCUCAUCCAGUUGGAAAUGAUUGUAGCUCGUGUUUCUUGGGGGAAGUGUCGGGUCUGUAGACUUUUAAUCAACAGGUUAUUUUCUGUUUUAUAGUUUAAAAACAACUUUCUUCGGACAAGUUGAGUUAUGCUGAGCAAAUGCACUUUUUUUUACGUGAAUAAAAAACAGUAAAUCUGUAGCUUGAAGACAAGAUGGAUGAACUGAGGGAUGUGUUGAUUCUGUGUAAUUGUUGGUGGUCGGUGAUGCAUGUGCGUAUUAAUUUAAAUGUUUGAUUUUGAUAAAUGUGUGAACUGUA
Molecule: messenger RNA, 1543 nt
Organism: Pleuronectes platessa (European plaice)
Lineage: Eukaryota; Metazoa; Chordata; Actinopteri; Pleuronectiformes; Pleuronectidae
Product: apoptosis facilitator Bcl-2-like protein 14
Exons: 7
Coding region: 167-1027 (286 amino acids)
Biological process (GO): regulation of apoptotic process
Source: RefSeq, a predicted model, not a curated record